GAUCUAUCCUUUAAAUUAGGCCAUGUAUCUAACAGAAGAAUUCAGUGAACAGAGCAUCUGCCAAGCACGGGCCUCGGUUAUGGUCUAUGAUGAUUCAAGCAAAAAGUGGGUCCCAGCCAAACCUGGACAACAAGGGUUCAGCAGGGUCAACAUCUAUCACAACACCUCUAAUAAUACCUUCAGAGUUGUUGGACUGAAACUACAGGACCAACAAGUAGUCAUAAACUAUUCCAUCGUGAAGGGACUGAAGUACAAUCAGGCUACACCUACUUUCCACCAAUGGCGAGAUGCUCGACAGGUCUACGGGUUAAACUUUGCAAGCAAGGAGGAAGCCACAACCUUUUCCAAUGCAAUGGUGUACGCUUUAAAUGUGCUGAACUCACAAGAUGGAGGUCCAACUGUGCAACGCCAAGCUCAAGUUCAGAAUGGGCCUCCCCCUGAAGAUCAGGAAGCACAGAGAAGGCAACUAAUGGAACAACGGCAUGAACAGAUGGAGAGAGAACGACGGGCUUCCGUAUCUGUUUCUACCCUUCAGAUCAAAGUUGUCCCCUCCCCUUGCCAUAGCCAAUCUCCUCCACCUGAAUACAGUAAUUGCAGUGUGAUUGUAUCUGCUGGUGCUGCCCCUCCUCCAUCUUAUGCCAGAGCUACAUCCUUUGAUUCUAUAGCUUCCUCUAAAGCAGUUUUUGCUGAUGAUUCCUGCCAGUUACCAUCCAGCAGUGCAGAUACUGAAUCUGUACCUCUUAGAGCCUCUGCAUCACAAUUAUCCGCUUCCCUAAGUUCUGCGUUUUCUCCUGUGCAACCAAACCGUGGGACCAUGGGCCAGCGUGUUAAGCUAAACCCAUUAUCCCCUCCUUCUGCUCCCUCGCACCCUCCACCUUUGCUUCCUAAACCUGUCUGUCAUUCAUCUGCUACAUUUUCUCCUCUACCUCCAUCUCCUCCUGUAAUGAUCACCUCUCCUCCCCACAGGGCUGUUGGACCACAGCCUAUAAUUCCAGUUGCUCUUCCUGUUAUUCAUGUGCGUGAUGGCAAGAUUAAAAGACCUAUGGAUUCUGUGGUCCAGGUCGCUCUAUCUGAUGCAAACCAGAAUGGUCAAGAUGAAGAUAAUUUUCUAACAACUCACCUGGCCUCCUCCAGAUCUCCAAUAAAAAAUACAGAGGGCUCUUUCACAUUUCCUUUAGAAUCUACCCCUGUAUCUCAGGUGUCAGCCUUAAGUAGUCCUUCCAAUUCUCAAAUCCAUCCUCAGCUACCAUCUUCAUGUCCACUCCCUGCACAGCAGCUUUACAAGACAACCUCACACUUCAUUACAUCUCCUCCAUUUUAUGCUGCUUUCUCUGAGUCAGCAGUGUCCAAGAAGAUUCCAUCUCCCAUGACAUCAGUUACUUCAACUGCCAUUACCCAGUCGGUUCCCUCUGCUCCUCCUGGAGGACCCCCAACGCAACCUACAUGCCCCCCGCCACCUCCUGCUGGUGGUCCCCCACCACCUCCACCGCCACCAGGGCCUCCACCAGCGCCUGGAGGUGGACCACCUCCUCCUCCUCCAUUGCCAGCUUGUGGAAGCCCUGGAGCUAGAGGGGAUGAUGGACCUUCUGCUUCAGGUCUAGCAGCAGCACUCGCUGGAGCCAAACUGAGGAAAACUAGCCGGCCUGAAGAAGGUUCGGGAAGUUCAAGUCCUGGGGGAGCUUCGAAGAGUGAAGCCAAUCGAAACAGCUGUGGGGCAGCAGCAACUGGGGGAGGGGGAGGAGGAGGACUGAUGGAUGAAAUGAAUAAACUACUGGCAAAACGAAGGAAAGCUGCCCAACAAACAGAUAAAGUAGGCGACAAAAAAGAGGAGGAAAGCCAGAAUGAGGAUGCAAGCUCUUCACCUUCACCCAGUACACGAGGUCCUGGUCUGCAAAAUUCAACAGAUACUGGUAAAAAGCCAUGGGAAAGGACCAACUCUGCCGAAAAGCCAGGAACUCUCUCAAGAAAUGCAUUCAUGACGAAGAGUCCUGAAGCUAAGAAUGCUGUGCAGUCUCAUCUUUCAUCUUCUAGACUGAAACCAGGGAGCGGCACCAGUAACGAUGUGGUCACAGAUGCCUUAGAUUUUGAUCGAUUGAAGCAGGAAAUACUGGAGGAAGUCGUAAAGGAGUUGCACAAGGUGAAGGAAGAGAUUAUUGAUGCCAUUAGACAAGAAUUGAGCAGAAUCAGUACAACGUAAUAAAUUUUGCACUUGGGAAUGUGGGAAGUAUUCAAAGGGAUCUGGGAAGAUGAGAGACAGCUGCGUGGAGGAUUGUGUGGAAGAUGACUAGGAGAGAAGCUAUGCACUGAAUGUCAUGGUCGCUUUUAAACCCUUCAUUGAUUAGUGGACUCAAUAUGCGCUGCUGCUUACUGCCUUGGAUCUGCUUCACAUGAAAAGUCUUAAUAAUUCUCCAAAACAACAAAAAACUUUCAAUAAUUUUAAUACUUGUGGAUCUUAUUUUCUAGGUUUUACAAAAAAAUUGCACAUCUGUUUUAUGUUAGCCUUUGUAAUUUUUUAUUAGCUUAUUUAAAGGUUUACAUUACUUCUAGAUUAUGUUUUUAGAUAAGAGCUUAUAAGCACACACACACACAUAUUUUGCUUUUAGUAGGAUAAAAGUUCAGUUAUUUCUACCUUAAGACGUUACACAGUAUUUUUGACUCUGUAUUGAAAAUUCUUUGCCAACAAAGAGAUCCUUGUAGCAUCACUGAAAAGGCGGAAACUUGUAAAAGUUGUGAUAUGACAAUGACAAUGGUAACUGAUUUCUCAACAAAUCUUUCAAACCUUAUUAAAACAAGGUACAUCAAU
This is a messenger RNA of Carcharodon carcharias (great white shark), 2803 nucleotides long. RefSeq names its product ena/VASP-like protein. Bases 23 to 2197 code for a protein of 724 amino acids. The record is from RefSeq and is a predicted model, not a curated record. Gene Ontology annotation, biological process: actin polymerization or depolymerization; protein homotetramerization; positive regulation of actin filament polymerization. The transcript is spliced from 15 exons. Gene Ontology annotation, molecular function: actin binding; SH3 domain binding; profilin binding. Gene Ontology annotation, cellular component: cytoskeleton. NCBI's taxonomy places the organism in Eukaryota, Metazoa, Chordata, Chondrichthyes, Lamniformes, Lamnidae.